CGCAAAAUUUUGCGUUUUUUGUGUUUACGGGGUGGGGACUAAACAGAGCCUCAGUCUUCAGUUCAGUCUUGACUGCUUGCUUGCUGGAAGUACAUGUCUAUCCUCAUCCUCAUAGAUCGAUUGGGCUGUUGCUUCUCCAGUAUUCCUUCCAUUUUCACCACAUUAAAUUAGAUUAUCAUUAUUAUUAAAUGGUUUGGAAUUUUGCGAGAAGAUACAGACUUAUCAGAAAAACCUUAGCAUUAUGUUCCUUCCAAAACAAACAGCAUUCCCAUUCACCAGUUAGGUACAGUUACAUCUAUCGCAGUUGAAAUACCAUACUGAAAACACUCGCUACAUUUACAGCAAACAUAACAAGAUACCAACCUAAUGAGCUAGGCUCAAGCUACUAGCUAGCCCCAUCCCCAUGGCUAGUCUGUACACUCCAAAGUGCAGUGGCUUCGUUGGCAACUUGAUUUGAACUUCAGUCUGAGAACCAAAAACUUGCAAGACCAACUCCCACCACAAAGCUGACUCGUUCGUCACUAGUAUAUAUACAGAUGGACAAAUUUAGCCUAUUUACUUCACAGUUUCUCCGUCCAGAAGAUUUGCAUUUCUAUUUUUCCUUUUCAGCUCAAGCCUCAAGGCCAAGGAACACAGCUAAGCUAGCAGCCAAUGCAAGCUCACACAAAGUAGCCCAGAGCAACCAGCUCCCACCUAACAGGCACCAAAUCACCUUUAGUUGUCACACCUCAUGGCUUUCACAGGGCACCGCAUUUUUCUCGUUCGCUUUGCAUAUAUACAUGGGAUUUUGCUUAGAGCUACUGCUGCACAAGCCUGCUGGAUUCACCUCCCUCCCACAAAAUCCAAUGCAAGCCAUGAGGGGUUUUCAACUUCUGGUCCUAGUGGCCUUGCUUAUUGGGGAGUUGCACUGCGCAAGAACAGCAUCAGCACCACCAGCAGACGCCCCAGCAACAUCACCACAAUCUCCCGAGCCACCACCAGCAGAUCAGCAAACCCCACCACAGGCGCCGGGGCCAUCGCCUCCGUCGCCACGCCAACGGGGAUCCCCACAUCGACGACCAACAGCACCACCUACGCAGGAUCCAGCACCACCGAAGCAGGAACCGGAACCGGAACCGGAACCGGAACCAGCACCGCCGCGGCUGGUUGUGCCACCAGAGGACUCUCCUGCGCCGGCAACACCCGGAAUGAUCAACCACACUACGGGUUGCACCACUCUCCUUGUACUUGGGGACUCAACCGUGGACCCUGGAAACAACAACCACCUGCCCACCACAGCCAGGGCAAAUUUCUUGCCCUACGGCUUGAACUUCUACGGGCGCAGGCCCACUGGCCGAUUCACCAAUGGCCGGUUAGCCACAGAUAUGUUAGCGGAGAAGCUAGGUAUAGGGAGAACUAUUCCAGGCUUCUUUGACCCAAGCCUGAGGCUGGCCCAGCUCAGGAGGGGUGUAAGCUUUGCAUCGGGAGGCUCUGGAUACGACGACAGCACUGCCAACAGAAUAAAUGUGGUGUCAUUCUCUGCACAACUGCGCAAUCUUUUCCGUUACAAGCUACUCAUCCGAACAUUGCUUGGACCAAGAAGAGCAGAGCGACUUAUUAACAGGGCUACCUUUGUGAUAAGCUCUGGUACAAAUGAUAUGCUUUCUGUCUAUCUUGCAUCAAAUCGAUCGAAUGCGAUUAGUAUGGAAAUGUACGAGAAUCACCUGAUAACACGUGUUGCAAAUUACACCCAGGCUAUGAUAAUGCUUGGAGGAAGGAGAUUUGUUUUUGUUGGACUGCCCCCAAUGGGUUGCUUGCCAAUUGCCCGAACUUUGGUCGGCACAGGAUCGGACAGAUGUGAUGAGACAUUAAAUCAGCUUGCAGCUUCAUUCAACUCGAAGCUAGUUCAACUGUUGAGUUUCAUAAAUUAUCAGCGCCAAAUUAGAACCUCAUACAUAGAUACGUAUACAACCAUACAUGCCGCAACAGUGGAUCCUAAGACCUUCGACCUAACAGAAGUAUCAAGAGGGUGCUGCGGAUCAGGGGUAAUUGAAGUAGGGCAAACAUGCCGAGGGCGAAGAACAUGUGGAGACCCCAGCAGGUACUUAUACUGGGAUGCUGUCCAUCCAACAGAGAGGACAAACCAGCAUUUCGCGAACGUGAUGAUGGAUUCUAUUAGAGAACUCUAUAGCUAGACUGAGUGAAGAGAGGGCCGUGAUUUGGAGUCACAGCUUCACCAGACUCAGACAUGAAGGGGCGGCUAGUUUUUAUCGGAGUCAUGUGUAUCCAAAUGUACUAGAGUUAAUAUAUAGCUGAAUUUGAAUGGCCCUUAUGGCCAUUUGUAUC
Panicum virgatum (switchgrass) is the source of this 2325-nucleotide messenger RNA. Its product is annotated as GDSL esterase/lipase At5g45950-like. The transcript has 5 exons. The record is from RefSeq and is a predicted model, not a curated record. Lineage: Eukaryota; Viridiplantae; Streptophyta; Magnoliopsida; Poales; Poaceae. Gene Ontology annotation, molecular function: hydrolase activity, acting on ester bonds. The coding region runs from base 537 to 2174 and encodes 545 amino acids.